AUGGAACAGCUCUAUGAUCCGCUAUUCGAUACUCUCGACGCUGUAGUUCCUCAUCUCCCUGUCGAUCUGUCUAUGCUGUCCUUCGACAUGUACACGCUUCCCAGUGACACAAGCGAUACAGCUGACUUCUUCAGCCUUCCCGGCCUUGAUCUAGACGAUGCAACUUAUUUAUCUCUUCUUGCUGAUCUCCGCUCCGACGUCCUCUCGACAUCCGCAAACCCGUUUCCAUUGUCCUUUUCCGCGUUGGGACCUCCUGACGCUAAUGAGACAACGGAGUCAUCAUCAUCGUAUACCUCUUCGAGUCCUACAUCUUCCUCUGCUUACGGCACUGCUCUCUCUACGACACCACCCACCAGCAUCCACCAAACUAUACCGCUGCCUCCCGUUGAAGCGGAAGAGCUGACUUGCCUUGAUGUAUCCUCAACACCCGCUGGUACCUCUAACCAUAGCCAAGCGUUUCCCGGCGUCGUCUUGGAACCUCGUAUCAUCCACGCUGCCUCUCACCCGUCUACGCUCUCAACCGCUCCUCAUAAAACAGCAAAUUUCUCAGUCUACCAGGCUGAUCCUGCACCCAGGGCCAUUCCUCCGACUACUGUACCGACACAGACGAUGUGGCGCCCAACGCCCCCUUCCAGGCAAAUCAAGGAGCCCUCGCAGACCCUUGUGAACGUGGUCCCCACAGGACGCCCCGGAGAGUACACUUCGUUACCGGAGCCACAACGAACGAAAGGGUUUAUUCCAUCACCGGAGACAACUCGUGAAGGGAAAGCUGAGCUAGUUCUCCUACCUAAACUUUCGGAUAAAUGGGCAAGUCGCGAAAGUUGUAACGCAGAAACCCCUACGAAGUUCGACCCUUACUUGCCGGAGAGGGAGUGUUGGAAUUCCUACGGACUUAGGAUACACGCCAUCGGUCAAUGCAUCAUCAAACAGAAUCCCCCUGCUGUGGGCGAUGCAGAGUUGGAUCAGCUUCUUCGGAUGGUUGUCAAGAGAGUUGUAGAGCUGCUCGCAGAGAUAGAUCCGAUAAAUCACGGGAAACUCUCAGCGGAGAACCAGACAAACGAUGUUCAAACCUCGUCGACGGUCGAUCCUACCCAGCAUGUGACGGGUGUAAUCGAUAAGCGCAUCGCAUCAUUGCUCACCAAGACGUCUCCUUCUGGAAUUCUUGGUUCCGUUGAAGGCUCUCCCGACGCGCGAUGUGAGAUCGCCCAAGAUCUUCCCGCACCCAUCGCCCCCGUGCCUUCAACCAGCACUUCGUCUCCUGUCAUUGAUGGCGGGAAAAUGCAAAACCAGCAGGCGGGGAGUAGGAGGAAGAAAGGUCCCACCAAGUCGUCGUUGAAGAGAUCGAGGGAAGACGACGAAGACGCUCUCUCUGCCCACCGCGGUGAAGAGAGCAAACAGAAACGAAUAAAAACCACCAACGCGUCCACAGCUUCAGCAGCUGCGCCCGCUCAGCCGGCGGUUUCAUCCGCUGGCCACUCCCCUUCUACCAUUGGGGAAGACUCUGUAGGGCGACGGACGUACCCCUACCCGUCGACCUCGUCGUCUUCGAGUGGCAAUCAGGGAUGGGAUCAAGGAGCCAGAAACGCGAGCGCAGCUCAUAUGCAGCCCCGCACGAUGCCGGAGCAGAUCAACUCCGUUCCGCCAACUUCCUCAUCGGGUCAUCGCGGGUACUAUCAGUACCCGAGACCCGACUACCGCGCGCCGCCUCCAUUGACUUCGACUUCGAACACGACCAACGUCGCGAGGAACGAGGCGCCAUACCAUGCACACCAUUAUCCUAACCCGCCGACGUACUAUGGAAACCCUGACCCCAUGGGCUAUGGCUACGCUGCGCCUCGCUACAAUCAUCCGGGCCCUCAGGGACAUGGUCACCCAUCCAGUUCUCGAGGGUUUCAGCGCUGA
Coniophora puteana RWD-64-598 SS2 is the source of this 1902-nucleotide messenger RNA. RefSeq lists its product as uncharacterized. Lineage: Eukaryota; Fungi; Basidiomycota; Agaricomycetes; Boletales; Coniophoraceae. The transcript has 8 exons. The coding region runs from base 1 to 1902 and encodes 633 amino acids. The record is from RefSeq and is a predicted model, not a curated record.